AUGCCCAAUACGAAUCCGGACAUCAAAGAGUUAGACAUGGAAUCGUUGGAUGUCAAAGGGGUAACCAGCCCUCCUGCUGGCCACCUGCUCCCGGCUGAUUGGUCCUUGCGCGCGAUAUACGUCCGGCACAAACUCUACGCAAGAGUCCAGUACACUGCCGACAGCCACAGACCCGCCAAAGAAGCCCCCACCUACAGGAUGGUCGACACGGACUCAUAUCUGGCCCCAUUCCAGCUCGGCGUUUCCCAAUUGACGCAAUUCGACUUUGCUUCAUUCAAACGUCGGGUCAUGCGUCAGUCCAUGCAACAGGCUGGGGCAAGCAUGCCUCAUCCAAUCGACAUCGUGUCCGUUUACGCCGACUUCAUGGACAUUCUAACUUGGAAAUAUGCCGUCAAUCAGUCGGCCAAGUGCAACAGGGGCAGAGGCUUACCCGGUCUUGCGAUCCGGACAGACCAACCCGCCAAAUGUCAUGAAGACACCAAAGACACCAGGCCAACCAACAGACGCCGCAUCUCCGCGCCUCCCGCCCCAGCCGCCCCAGCUGUUGCAGCCGUCGCAGCCGUCCCGGCAGAUGAAUAUAUGUAUUCUUGGCCACCCCACACUUACGAGAGCUGCGCGUCUCCUGCCCCGACCGUCCCCGGUGUUUCUGUCGCCGCAGCUCCAGCUCUCCCAGCCGCCUCUACCGCCCCAGCCGUCGCAGCCGUCCCGGCGGACGAUGACAUGUUUUCUUGGCCACCCCACACUUACGGGUCCCGUGCGUCUCCGGCCCCGACCGUCCCCGCUGUCUUUGCGGCAGCUCCAGCUAUCCCAGCCGCCUCUACCGCCCCAGCCGUCGCAGCCGUCCCGGCGGACGAUGACAUGUUUUCUUGGCCACCCCACACUUACGGGUCCCGUGCGUCUCCGGCCCCGACCGUCCCCGCUGUCUUUGCGGCAGCUCCAGCUAUCCCAGCCGCCUCUACCGCCCCAGCCGUCGCAGCCGUCCCGGCGGAUGAUGACUUGUUUUCUUGGCCAGCCCAUACUUACGAGUCCCGCGCGUCUCCAGCACCGACCGUCCCUGCUGCGUCUGUCGCCCCACCACUCCCAGCCGCGUCUACCCCCCCACCCAUCCCCGCCGCGGCGGCAACCCCAGCGGUCCCAGCAACCCAAGCGUUACCAGCCCUCGAUGCCACUCCAGGCGCAUCAACCGGCCAAGCCACCCCAGCCGUCCCUGCGGUGACUGCGGCCUCCGAUAUAACUAUUGAGAUGUUCCUAACCAUUUGCCAGCUCCCCCCUAAGGACCCCGAGCAACCUGUCGUUCUUCUCAUAGCAAGUAACUAG
This is a messenger RNA of Puccinia triticina, 1317 nucleotides long. RefSeq lists its product as uncharacterized. The transcript has 3 exons. The record is from RefSeq and is a predicted model, not a curated record. Lineage: Eukaryota; Fungi; Basidiomycota; Pucciniomycetes; Pucciniales; Pucciniaceae. The coding region runs from base 1 to 1317 and encodes 438 amino acids.